AUGAUCGAGUUGAGAUCAUUGCCAACGAUCAGGGCAACAGGACGUCGUCGUCGUAUGUUGCUUUCGCCGAUUAACACCGUUUUUGAAAUGAAUUUUGGUUGUUCGAGUUUGGAGAAGUCAAAACAGAACUUGAAGAAGAAGAAGAAGAAGAAGAAGAAGAAGAUGAAGAUGUCGGCCUUGAAAUCUGCCAAUAAGGAGUUGAAAGGAAUGAUGAAAACAGUCAGUAUACAAGACAUAGAUAACUUACAAGAUGAGAUGAUGGAUCUGAUGGAUGUGAGCAAUGAAAUUCAAGAGACUCUUGGUAGGAGCUACAAUGUACCUGAUGACAUUGAUGAGGAUGAACUUUUGGGUGAGCUUGAUGCCUUGGAAGCAGACAUGGGAUUUGAAACUGAAGCUGAUGGGGUUCCAUCUUAUCUCCAGCCUGACAAGGAAUCUAAUUUUGAAGGAGAGCUCAACUUGCCUGCCGCUCCGAUAGGGCAUGCAGCAGUUCCUGCUGGUAGAAACAAUGCACAGGCCGAGGAUGAAUUAGGUUUACCCGCUGUUCCUCGCGCAUCCCUUCGAGGCUAAAAGUUGCAUUUGUCUCAUCUGGACCAUCUUUUACCGGGAGGCCAAAAAUUGGAGUGAAUCUUUGUAUACAUAUUGUGCAGAGCUUAUAUUGAUUCAUAUAUAAAUGGAUGAUCAAUUCAUCAUUUGAUUAUUUACUCCAUGUAUUUGAUAACAACCUGCAUUUGGAAUUGUUCCUCCAGGCAGUCUGAAGUCUUUGGCUCAAACUAUAUAUAUAUAUAGGCACAUUCUUGGUAUCA
Molecule: messenger RNA, 803 nt
Organism: Cucumis melo (muskmelon)
Lineage: Eukaryota; Viridiplantae; Streptophyta; Magnoliopsida; Cucurbitales; Cucurbitaceae
Product: vacuolar protein sorting-associated protein 60.2-like
Exons: 7
Coding region: 1-567 (188 amino acids)
Biological process (GO): late endosome to vacuole transport via multivesicular body sorting pathway; vesicle budding from membrane
Cellular component (GO): multivesicular body
Source: RefSeq, a predicted model, not a curated record